CAGAUAUUGAAGUGAAUUUUUUCCCGCCUAAUAAUUUCUAGCUCCUUUCUUUUUGUCUCGCUACCCCGCCCCCCCUCGUUCGAUUUCACCAAAGCAUCCAUAAUCCAUAACCUCCGAAGCACACAGCUAGCAAAUCGGUGAAACUGAAAGGAAGAUCAUGGAGGAGGUGGUUCUAGUUGGUCAACUGCUGGACCAGACUCUUUGCCCUGACAGCAACGCUGUACUUGCAGCGGCUGAAGCUCUGGAUCGCUUCUCUCUCGCUGCUCAUUUUCCUUUCUCUCUUCUCACAAUCGCCAUCGGAGGUGAGAAUCAAGGACAGAGAGUUGCUGCUGCCACCUAUAUGAAGAAUCUUAUGAGGCGAAACAUUGAAAGUCGUGAUACAACUUCAAACAGCAGCAAGGAGUUAAAAGACCAGCUUAUGCAAGCUUUGCUUAAAGCGGAAGGUGCUGUUCUAAAAGUUUUACUUGAAGCGUUCCGGGUCAUUGUUGUUGCUGAGUUUGUGAAGCAGAAUUCUUGGCCUGAACUUGUAUCCACACUAUUGUCUGCGAUUCAAAACAGUAAUCUAAUCAAUGGUGAAGUGAUUUCUGAAUGGAGAACUUUGAAUACUGUUAUGAUUCUUCAUGCAGUCAUUAGGCCUUUCCAGUACUUUUUGGAUCCAAAAGUUGCAAAGGAGCCAGUGCCACCACAACUAGAGUUAAUAGCGAAAGAAAUUCUGGUUCCCUUGCUGGCAUUAUUCCAUCAUCUUGUUGGAAAGAUUUUAGCUGUCAAUAAUCAGAUGGAGCUGGAAAUGGAAAAAGUCCUUCUUGUCAUCUGCAAAUGCAUAUAUUUUGCUGUGAGGUCACAUAUGCCUUCUGCUUUGGCUCCUUCACUGCCUUUAUUCUGUCAUGAUCUGUUUGGGAUUCUCAGUUCUUUGCAUUUUGAUUGCGGUGUUACUCCAGAUGAUGGGUACUUACUGAGGUUGAAGGCUGGAAAGAGGAGUUUGCUUAUUUUCUGUGUUCUGGUUACCCGACAUUGGAAGUUUUCUGACAAGUUAAUGCCAGACAUUGUAAAUUGUGCUUUAAAGAUAACCAAAUAUAGCUCAAACAUUAGUAAGCUUGAUUUCGUAUCUGAGAGGAUUAUUUCAGUAGCUUUUGAUGUCAUUUCACGAGUGCUGGAGACAGGCCCUGGAUGGAGAUUAGUUUCGUCGCAUUUUUCAUAUUUGUUGGACUCUGCAAUCUUCCCAGUGCUGGUGCUGAAUGAGAAGGAUAUAUCUGAGUGGAAAGAAGAUGCGGAUGAGUACAUACGGAAAAACCUUCCUUCUGAACUUGAAGAAGUUUGUGGAUGGAGGGAUGAUUUAUUUACUGCUAGAAAGAGUGCUUUGAACUUACUUGGUAUUAUUUCAAUGUCAAAGGGUCCUUCUGUAGUUACUUCUGCUGCUGGUUCUUCAUCAACAUCCAAGCGCAAGAAAGGUGAGAAGAAUAUGAGAAAUAAUCAGCGCCGUUCCAUCGGGGAGUUAUUGGUCCUUCCAUUUUUGUCAAAGUUUCCCAUUCCCUCAGAUUCCACAGCAUCCGAAGCUAAAACUCUUAAUAAUUAUUUCGGUGUUUUGAUGGCUUAUGGUGGCUUGCAAGAUUAUCUUACGGAACAAAAUCCAGGAUACACAAUGACUUUGCUUCGUACAAGGGUACUUCCAUUGUAUUCUGUGUCUAAUUGUCCACCACACUUGAUUGCCUGUGCAAAUUGGAUACUUGGAGAGCUUGCUUCCUGCCUGCCUGAAGAGAUGAGUGCAGAUGUAUAUUCCUUGCUACUAAAGGCAUUGACAAUGUCUGAUAACAUGAUAUCCUUGUAUCCUGUGCGGGUUUCUGCUGCUGGGGUGGUUGAACAGGGCUUUGAGGCAUUAGCAGUGAUAACUAAAACUUGGGAAAGUUGCAUGCCUGAAGAGGUUGAGCAGAAUCAAUCUAGUUACAACUGGGAUUGUGGCCGAGGUGCCAUUGCCAAAUCUUUGUCAGUUCUUCUGCAACAAGCUUGGCUUACACAUAUGCCUUCAUUGAAUGAGGGAGAUGAAGUUUUUGCUCCAUCAUCAUGCAUAGAUUAUUCAUCUACUUUGCUGCACUGUAUUAUGCUCUCCAUUACCCAAAGCAGUGUCAUUGAGGAGCUCAAACUAUCAGAACUGUUGUUAGCUUGGGCUGAUCUGCUGGCGAACUGGAAUGCUUGGGAAGAAUCAGAGGACUUGGCAGUCUUUGACUGCAUUAUGGAAGUUGUUAGUCUAGAUAAUAAAUAUGGGCUGAAGAAUUUCCUUGUUAGAAAGAUCCCGUCCCCACCAGCUCCACCUGUCUCCAAACGGUCCAUUAUUGAAGGUCUCAGUACUUUUGUUAGUGAAGUUAUUCUUCAAUAUCCAUCUGCUACAUCGAGGGCUUGUUCAUGUGUCCACAUUUUGCUACAUGUCCCCAGCUACUCAUCUGAAACUGAAGGUGUGAAGCAGGCACUGGUAGUUGUGUUCAGCAGAGCAGCAUUUUCUCAUUUCCGAAAAAUUCGCGGCAAGCCUUGUUCCCUGUGGAAGCCUCUGUUGCUUGUCAUAUCAUCAUGUUAUUUGUGUUUCCCUGAUAUUGUAGAGGAGAUUUUAGAGGAGGAAAAAGGAGGAUUUGCAAUCUGGGCAUCUUCACUGGCUUCUGCUUGCACUUGCACUGUUGAACCUGGUCUCUCAGAAGAAUCUGAGAUAAAGUUAGGAGUAAUGGCACUCGCAAAAGUACUUGAGAGGUUGUUGGAAGUGGGGAUUACUAGUGGAGGACUGCUGCGGGACUGCUUUAUUUCACUUAUGGAUGCAUCUAUAAGGCUGAAAGAAGUACAGGAAAAUAUGGAAGAUGAUGAAGAUGGAGAGGAUGAAGAUGAUGAGAACAGCGAAGAUGAUGAAGGAACAGAAGAUGAGGACGAGGACUCCCAGAGUGAUGAUACUGAAGAAACUGAAGAACAUUUUCUGGAAAGAUAUGCUAAAGCUGCUGCCAUAUUGGAAAAUAGUACAGUUAUUGAAGAGGGAGAUUUGGAGGAUCAAGAACAUGAAACUAUCUUGGGUUCUUUAGAAGAAGUUGAUCAACAGAAAGUUGUUUUCUCGCUGAUGGAAAAAUACCACCACGUCCUCAUACGAGGCCAGGCCUUGCCAGCAGAGCUUGUGUCAAGUUUCGUGCGUAGUUUCCCUGAAUGCAACCUAUUCUUCCGAGGAUACUAAUUUUGGUACUACCAUUAGAAAGAUCUGCUGUUCUUAUUGCUCCUGGUGCCGGAUGUUUAAAAGUUGGGUUUUGGCUGUAAAAUUUAAAAAAGUAGUCAGCUGAUGGGGCGGCUGCGUUCCUGUGGCUUGUUUUAAGCCGUAGAGCUUUUUCGGCCGAGCAUCUUGGGUAUGCAUUUUAAGGGAGUUGUUACAUGGCAUAGGAUUCGAGGGAUGGCUGGAAGUUGAUACCAACUCUGAUGUUCUCUUAUGUUUGGUUAUGAAUGUUCUCUACAGAAUCAAAAUUUAGAUAUUGAUAGAAAUAAGUUAGAUUGGGUU
Carica papaya (papaya) is the source of this 3514-nucleotide messenger RNA. NCBI's taxonomy places the organism in Eukaryota, Viridiplantae, Streptophyta, Magnoliopsida, Brassicales, Caricaceae. The record is from RefSeq and is a predicted model, not a curated record.